UGUCACAAAGGGAAUGCUGGUGCACGCUGACGUAAACCUGCCGCUGGGCAACCGAACAAUAUUUUCAAACGUUAUCAGUAAACAGUUUCCAGCCUCACAUCUCCUCGGAGUCAGCGUUUCGACAGCUUGUUAGCACCGACCGUCUUACGGGAACAUGGCCACUGCUGCGACCCACCGAAACUGCCAAAAAGAGAUGACAGAUAAAGUGACAGCAAAGCUUAGCUAUAAUGGACAACCAGGUGCUUAUGAAGAACAAACCUGCAGUGUUGAUACUGAUCAUCUCCAAGUGUCCCAUGUAGAUAGAGAACCUAAAUAUAGUAUCAUGAUGGACUCCUUGAUGUUUUCUUAUCAGGGUAAUGGUGUUGCUUCACUUCCUCUAUCAAGACCAGAUAUUGCAGGUAACUGUUCAGUGCCCACCAUGACAACAGUAACUGUCCAGUGUGAUUCCAUAGGUGUUAUGCCAACUUCACCUAAAAGGAUUCCAGUCAUUUCUAACUUUAUGGUUAGCAAACCAGCUUUGCAGUCUCCAGAACCUGUAAUAUUUAAUGAAGAUGCUAAGAGGCAAAAACACAAAUCUUCAUUUUUUCAAUAUGAGAUGCUUAAAAAAAUUAGAAGGUCAAUUGCCAAUGCAUUAUGUUGCUUGAUUCCACAAGAGUCAUGUAAAGAAAUGCAUCUUGUUGAUGCUUGCAUGAUGAAAGACCCUUUAGAAAUAGAUCAUAUGCAAAUAGGAUAUGCAAAGACAAUUCCAUUGGAGUCUGUCCCUGAUCCUAUUCCUCAAAAGAUGCCCCAUGAACAAAAGGAAUAUGCAUUGAAGAUAAGAUGCAGGGAGGAAGAAUGUUCUGCUUCAUGCACUGCAGUAGCUUCUUCACAAUCAUCUUUGCAGCAGGCAGAAAAUGUAUCAAAAACUUCAGCUAGUGAACCUCCUUCUGUUCCAUACAAAGAUCAUGAGUUUACAGAUUACCUUCCCAGGGGGCUAGUUCUGCGGAGAAUUCCUGGAUACCUAGAUCUGACCAGAUUGUUUACAUCAGAAGACAGUGAAGCUACAGAAGAUGAGUAUAAAGAGCGCCCACAUCAAACUUGUAUGGAACAAGAGCCUACAGUUUAUAUUCCCAGGGGGGGUGUUCUGCGGAGAAUACCGGGACACCUAGCUAUACCUAGAUGGUUAACAUUAGAAAAAGACGAAGCUACAGAAAGCAGUAAUGAAGAGCUUUCAUAUCAGACUGGAAUGGAACAAGGACCUAAAGAUUACAUUCCCUGGGGAUGUGCUCUGCAAAGAAUGCAUGGACACAUAGACCUGCCAAGAUUUUCCCCAUUAGAAGAAAGUGAAGCUAAGGAAGAAAAUUAUGAAGAGUCUAUAUAUGGAUUUGCACCUGCUAAACAAAUGAAUAUGCACUGUAUACAAACAGUGGAAAUGAAUGAGGCCAGUUUUGUAGAGGCUACAGCUCACGCAACUGAACAGUGUGCAGUUGAAGAGGCCACAACUGGCUCAAAUUUACCAGCAGCAGUAAAGCAUAACAAUAAUAAUCAGUCCAACUGUUAUGAAAAUGAGAAAUGCAUCGUUAAUGACAGUGAAGAUCCAGCAUCCCUUGUGGUUAGCGAACCUAGUAUCAUUGUUAUAUAUAGACGAUCAGAUAGUCCAGAUGAAGAGGGGACAUGCAAUGAUUACAGUGAAGACCUAGUAUCCUCCACCAUCACAAGUAAAUAUUAUUAUAGUAUCUUGACAAAUCCCCCCAUACCUUUUACAAAUCCCCCUGUAGAAAUUUCUGGCAUCCUUGGAUCAAGGCCAGAUAUUCCAGAUAAAGAUUAUCAAAAAGAAACAUGUAGUGUUGAUAAAAGAGAAGGCACAGAGACUCCUGUUAGCACUGUUAAAUGUUAUUAUAGAAUCUCACCAGAUCACCCCAUACCUUUUUCACUUCACCCUGUAGAAAUUUCUGUCCUUCCUGAACAUAGACCAGAUAAGACUUAUGAAGAGGAGACAUACACUGUUACCGAUAAUGAAGAUCCAGCAUUAGAUGUAGUUAGAGAACCAAGCAUCACUAAUGUAUAUAAGGACAGAUUAUUGAUAGAUUACCCAGUAUUUUCAGUUCAGCAUGAAGAUAUUUAUACCCUUUCUGGAGCAGUUAUCCAGAAUAUCUGGCCCACCAUAUCAUCACCAUCAGAUCAGUACCGUGCUGUAACUGUAACAUCAUCUCCCACUGAACGGAUACCCAGUAUUCCUAAAUUAACGGUUAAUGCACAUGUUUUACAGCCUGCAGAAUCAGGACUGUCUAAUGAAGGUAUUAACAGAUGGCAACGACUAUCUUAUUUUUUUCAUUCCGAACUGUUACAAAGAAUUAGGAGGUCAUUUGUCCUUGCAAUAUCUUACUUGAUUCCAUGUAUGCCAUGCAAAAAGAAGAAGGCUGCUGAUGCUUGUAUGACAAACUGUCCUUCACAAACAGAUCAUGUGCAACUAGAACAUGCAAAGGUGACUCCAGUGGAGUCUGUUGCUACUCCCUACAUGACUGUUUCUCAAGAGAUGCUCCAUGAUCAAAUGGAUUAUGUAGUGAAGAAAAUAGAAUGUUCUGCUUCUGGUAUUGAGGCAGAUUCUUCACAAUCAUCUUUGCAACAAAUAGUAAAUGUAUCAAAGAUUUUAGCCAAUGAGUCUCCUUCUGCUCCUUAUGUAGCUACACAGUAUCAGUCGGCUGAAACCUGUGCAACUAAAUUUCAUCAGAUAUCUUCAUUAACAGAUACUGUGCCAAAAGCAACUCAAAGUUAUGCUUGUACAUCACACAAGACAUUGUAUAAACUGCCCAAAGACUCCUCUCUGCAUUGUGUCCAGGCAUUGGGAGACUCAUGUCAAAACUUACCAACUAGUCAGAUAUGUAGCUAUAUGCCUGCAAAACAAACGGAUCAGCUAUCAUCACACACAGGACCAUUGAAGAAUGACUACAGAGAGUGAGAAGGAAAGGAAUAUGUUCAACUCUAUCUUCAGUUAUUCUCAAUUCCUGCAAUUUUCUGUAUCUGUUUUUCUUUUUUAAAUAUCUGCGAAGACAUUUUUUGUGUUUUAA
This is a messenger RNA of Protopterus annectens (West African lungfish), 3047 nucleotides long. RefSeq lists its product as uncharacterized. The coding region runs from base 155 to 2938 and encodes 927 amino acids. NCBI's taxonomy places the organism in Eukaryota, Metazoa, Chordata, Ceratodontiformes, Protopteridae. The record is from RefSeq and is a predicted model, not a curated record. The transcript has 4 exons.